GGCUCCAUGUCGCAGUAUCAGGACUCCUGGGGACUGUUCCAGCCAGAUAUACAACAUGGCCUCGAUAUUGAAAUGGAGCCCGUGGCUGCUUGCCCAUCCUUUCCUGAUCCAACCAACGACUUUGAUAGGAACAUUCCCCGCAUCUGCGGGGUCUGCGGAGACAAAGCCACUGGCUUUCAUUUCAACGCUAUGACAUGUGAAGGAUGCAAAGGAUUUUUUAGGAGGAGUAUGAAAAGGAAAGCAUCGUUCACGUGUCCAUUCAACAGCGACUGUAAAAUCACCAAAGACAACCGACGACAUUGCCAAGCGUGCCGGCUGAAGCGUUGCAUCAACAUAGGCAUGAUGAAAGAAUUUAUUCUGACCGACGAAGAAGUUCAGAGGAAAAGGGAGAUGAUAACGAAGAGGAAGGAAGAGGAAGCUCUUAAAGAGAGCUUGAAGCCCAAGCUGUCCGAGGAGCAGUUGCGGGUCAUUGAGGUUCUUGUGGAAGCCCACCGCAAAACGUACGACGAGAGCUACUCUGAUUUCACUCAGUUCCGGCCUCCGGUACGAAUCGAUUCAGGCAAAAGACGUGGGAGUCGCUCUUCCUCCUUCAUGACACAAGGGUUCUCUUCGGAUGACUCUUCAGACACUUUUAACUCCUCUCCAGAGCCCAGGAUGUUCCCGAACCUGCAACUGAGUGACGACAGCGACGAAAGUGCAUCCAUGUCCAUCGACCUCUCUCCUCUCACCAUGUUGCCUCACCUAGCCGAUCUGGUUAGCUACAGCAUCCAGAAAGUGAUUGGAUUUGCAAAAAUGAUUCCAGGGUUCAAAGAUCUAACAGCAGAGGACCAGAUUGCACUCUUGAAAUCUAGUGCCAUCGAAGUAAUCAUGCUGCGUUCAAAUCAGUCGUUUUCACUGGAGGAUAUGUCGUGGACCUGCGGCAGCAAUGAGUUCAAAUACCAAGUCAACGAUGUCACGCAAGCUGGCCACAACAUGGAGUUGCUUGAACCUCUUGUUAAAUUUCAAGUUAGCCUGAAGAAACUGGAUCUGCAUGAAGAAGAGCACGUGCUCCUAAUGGCUAUCUGCAUCCUUUCCCCUGACCGCCCAUUCGUGCAGGAUACGGCUCUGGUGGAGUCCAUCCAGGAUCGCCUUUCGGAAAUCCUGCAGACGUACAUUCUCUGCCGACACCCGCCCCCGGGCAACCGCUUGUUGUACGCCAAGAUGAUCCAGAAGCUCGCCGACCUGCGGAGCUUGAAUGAGGAGCAUUCCAAGCAAUACCGCUGCCUCUCCUUCCUGCCCGAGCACAGCAUGCAGCUCACACCGCUCGUCCUCGAAGUCUUCGGCAACGAGAUCUCCUGAUUUUUGUGGGA
Molecule: messenger RNA, 1349 nt
Organism: Euleptes europaea (tarantolino)
Lineage: Eukaryota; Metazoa; Chordata; Lepidosauria; Squamata; Sphaerodactylidae
Gene: VDR
Product: vitamin D receptor
Exons: 9
Coding region: 7-1338 (443 amino acids)
Biological process (GO): positive regulation of transcription by RNA polymerase II; multicellular organism development; negative regulation of transcription by RNA polymerase II
Cellular component (GO): nucleus
Molecular function (GO): nuclear receptor activity; vitamin D response element binding; zinc ion binding
Source: RefSeq, a predicted model, not a curated record